UCUGGGUUUUUUUUUUUUUUUUUUUUAAUGGCGAUGGAAUCCAGAGGCGACGGCAUCCAAUUCCCUCCCUCUUCGUUGAAAACCCACGGAAAGCUAAUAGCUUUUCUUCUUCGUCUCUUCUUUAAUCCAACGUCUCUUUCGAUCUGUGUCACGAGCUCUUCUUUUUAGUACACGCUUGUAGGUGGGUACUUGGUAGUGGCUGCUGUUAAUGGCUGAUUCGGUAGAUGUCAUUUUGGAAUUCCUCCGAAGAAAUCGAUUUACAAGGGCUGAGGCUGCUUUGCGUGGUGAGCUCAAUAACCGCCUGGAUUUGAAUGGAUCACUUCAAAAACCCAUCUUGAAAGACAAGGAGCUGGGUAAUCAGUUGAAAGAAGAGGAGGAGGAAAAACUAGAGGUAACUCAGGUAAGUAACCGGGGAUCAGGUGCUCAAAGUAGUGCUGAAAUUUCUAAGGAACUUAUUGUGAAGGAGAUUGAGUGUGGUACAAGUAGAAAUGGCUAUGAUAGCAAAUGGAGGCCUUUCUCUUCUGUUGGGGAAAGAAAUAUGCCUGGUGAAUUAGCUGGAACGACUGAGAAGAGCUUCUCUUUUGCUCAAGGUUCUCAGGACAACCCACCAGAUCUGCAUCCGUUGAUAUUUAAUCCCAAUAAUGGUCCUUUUGAUCUAUUGCAGAAGGAUGGUGGUAGUGUUACUACCAACUUUUCAGGGCUUCAAAUAUCCGAGCAAUCAAAGCAUCGUUCUCAUGCUUCAGAUAAAGGAAACAAGGUUAUUGGUGUGAUGAAAUCUGGGGAAAGUCAUGCUGCAGAGUUGGGUGUGUCUGGGGAACAGAAAAAUUUAUGGCUUGGAAGUGCAAGUGCAAGUGCAAAUAAAUCCAGUUUUGAACUGAAAUUUGAAAGGAGUCAGAUAAAUGAGCGCAAAGAACUUGGUCAGCAAUUUGGACCUAAUCCUACAUCCUCUAAGGAUGGUUUAAUGGAUGGCCUGUGGUCAAAUAAUGAGGAACCCACACAUUCAUCUUCAGAUCCUUGGAAAGAGUGCUCUGUCAAGACUGUUUUCCCAUUCUCCAAAGGUGAUGCAUCAACUAGUUAUGAUAGUGAUCUUGCUUCUGGUGACAAUAGGAAAGAGGGAACGAGGAAAUUAGAGACCAAUGAUAUCAGGGCAGUCAUGAAGGAGCAGGUGGACGAGAUUGGAAGAGCCAUAUUUUUUGGGAAGUCUCAGGGAAUUUCAGAGCAGAAGAAUUACCGUAGCUUAGAUUUACCACUUAUUUCGGAGAAUCACAAGGAGGAGUUGCCAAGGUUGCCACCUGUUAAACUAAAGUCAGAGGACAAGCCGGUAAACAUUCAUUGGGAGGAAAAAUUUGAUCACCAUGGACAUGAACCAAAGCUCAACAACUUGGAUACCACUUUCUUGAUUGGAUCCUAUUUGGAUGUUCCGGUUGGACAAGAACUAAAUUCAGCAGGUUUGUUAUUAAAAUGUUUGGUCAGGAUUUAUGUUCAUGCAUUAGCUUAUCUGUGUCUUAAGUACUUGCUUUGGCAUCGUGCAUACAACGCUGACUGUUCUUUAUGCCGGUCCUUUUGAAUGAAAUUGUUUCAG
Molecule: messenger RNA, 1582 nt
Organism: Macadamia integrifolia
Lineage: Eukaryota; Viridiplantae; Streptophyta; Magnoliopsida; Proteales; Proteaceae
Exons: 2
Coding region: 209-1567 (452 amino acids)
Source: RefSeq, a predicted model, not a curated record